Messenger RNA from Callorhinus ursinus (northern fur seal), 991 nucleotides. RefSeq names its product apolipoprotein B mRNA editing enzyme catalytic subunit 2 (gene APOBEC2). The record is from RefSeq and is a predicted model, not a curated record. Gene Ontology annotation, cellular component: nucleus; cytoplasm. Gene Ontology annotation, molecular function: RNA binding; cytidine deaminase activity. Gene Ontology annotation, biological process: cytidine to uridine editing. Lineage: Eukaryota; Metazoa; Chordata; Mammalia; Carnivora; Otariidae.
AUGGCCCAGAAAGAAGAGGCCCCUGCGGCUGCUGCGGCCGCUGAGCCCGCGGCGCCCGCUUCCCAGAAUGGUGAGGAUCUGGAAAACCUGGAUGACCCUGAGAAGCUGAAGGAGCUGAUUGAACUGCCUCCCUUUGAGAUUGUCACAGGGGAGCGGCUGCCCGUCAACUUCUUUAAGUUCCAGUUCCGGAAUGUGGAGUACAGCUCCGGGCGUAACAAGACCUUCCUGUGCUACGUGGUUGAAGCGCAGGGUAAGGGAGGCCAGGUGCAGGCCACCCGGGGGUACCUGGAGGACGAGCACGCCGCCGCCCACGCCGAGGAGGCCUUCUUCAACACCAUCCUGCCCGCCUUCGACCCGGCCCUGCGCUACAACGUCACCUGGUACGUGUCGUCCAGCCCCUGUGCGGCCUGCGCGGACCGCAUCAUCCGCACCCUCGGCAAGACCAAGAACCUGCGCCUGCUCAUCCUGGUGGGGCGCCUCUUCAUGUGGGAGGAGCCCGACGUGCAGGCCGCCCUGAGGAAGCUGAAGGAGGCUGGCUGCCGGCUGCGCAUCAUGAAGCCCCAGGACUUCGAGUACGUCUGGCAGAAUUUUGUGGAGCAAGAAGAGGGCCAAUCCAAGGCCUUUGAGCCCUGGGAGGACAUUCAGGAGAACUUCCUGUACUACGAGGAGAAGUUGGCGGACAUCCUGAAGUAGGCCACUGGGCCUAGCCUCACGUGAGUCAUGGCCCCAUGCUGUGUCCCUAGCCCUUCCCUUGGGUAGAAGGCUGGAGGGCCGGUGGAAUGGGUGGUAAGUUUGGUUUGCCCCCCUCCCCACCCCGAUGAAUUGCAUUUCUCUUUUGGUUGGCUGUAAGAACAUUUUAGGAGAUCCCAUUUCCUUUUCUCUUUCCUCUCAAUUCCACUCCCUAAACCCUUCCCGCUUCUACCCUUUUGUAUCAAACGAACUUUUCCCAUACCUUGUAAUACUCAAGGUUGACAGGAAUCCGAAAGCUCUG